AUGACGGAAGAAAGAUUGAAAACAGUGUUCUUUACCUUUUCAAUUGCUUUAAUAGCAUGUAUGGGUUAUAUGGUCUGUGGUACGUGGAUCGGAUGGUCGUCGACGGCCAUCUACCAGAUGAAAAACAACCAGACUGAGUUGGAUGUGACCAAUUACGGGACGAUGAUCGCCAUGUAUGACUUGGGCAACAUGAUUAGCCCCAUACCAUGCGGUUAUGUUCUGGGAUUAUACGGAAGGAAGCAGACAAUCAGCAACAUCGGUCCGAUGAACAUGAUAGCCUGGAUCAUGAUGCUCACGUGGCCGUCCCGGUUGGAUGAACUAUACUUGGCCAGGCUGUUCGCCGGACUGGCCAAGGGGAUGACAAUCUCCGCAAUACCAAUUUACGUGGGCGAAAUAGCCGAGGUCAAGUUACGAGGUGCUGUGUUGUCCAUGUUUCCGAUUUCGUUGGCGAUGGGCAUGCUAUGUAUUCAGAUGAUCGGCCAAUUUCUGAAUUACCGACAGCUCAAUUUACUAGGUCUGUCCAUCUCAACCGUGUUCACUGUCCUGUUCUUCUUUAUGCCUGAAUCCCCGUACUACCUGAUGCAGAAAGAUCGGAAGGAUGAAGCCGAGAAAUCGCUCAUGCGUAUCCGGGCCAAGGAUGACGUCGAGGACGAGCUGGCGAUGAUCGAGGAGACGGUUGCCAAGCAGAUGCAGUCAAAGGCGACGUACAGUGAGCUGUUCAUGACCAAGUCCAACCGGAGGGCUUUAAUCAUUACGAUGGGAGCUUGCGUGUUUCAGAGGUUGAGCGGUAUUAGUCCUUUCAUACACUUCAGCUCGAUAACGCUGCCGUCCAAAAAUUACUGGUUGAACCCGUUGGUGGCCGUCAUGGUGUUCACCAUGAUCAAAAAUUGCGGAAACUUUUUGCCCUUGUUUUUGGUGGACUUGUUGGGCCGGAAGCCGCUGAUGGUGUUGUCACACUUUGCGAUGGGCGUUGCGACGGCCCUGUACGGCGUCGGCCUGUACGUAGUUGCCAACGUGGAGGGGGGCUCGUCUUUAUCGUGGUGGCCGGUACUGUUACUGUGGGCGUUCAUACUGUCUUACUCAAUGGGCGCCGGGACGCUCGCGUACACUCUGCUCGGUGAGAUGUUCGCGGCCAAUGUCAAGACGAAGGCGGCCCCGCUGUGCGUCGUGUUCCUGGCCGGUGCCUCGUUCAUUCUGGACGGCAUCUACACGUUCAUGACCAAUGCGUUUGGCGUCUACUCCAAUUACUUCUUGUACUCGGUGUUCAACUUCAUUUGGGUAGUCGCCUCUAUCUUCAUCAUGGUCGAGACCAAGGGGAAAACCUUUUUGGAGAUAGAGGAGAUGCUCGCGGCUUGA
This is a messenger RNA of Myzus persicae (green peach aphid), 1356 nucleotides long. RefSeq names its product facilitated trehalose transporter Tret1-like. Gene Ontology annotation, biological process: transmembrane transport. Gene Ontology annotation, molecular function: transmembrane transporter activity. NCBI's taxonomy places the organism in Eukaryota, Metazoa, Arthropoda, Insecta, Hemiptera, Aphididae. The transcript has 3 exons. Gene Ontology annotation, cellular component: membrane. Bases 1 to 1356 code for a protein of 451 amino acids. The record is from RefSeq and is a predicted model, not a curated record.